This is a messenger RNA of Prunus mume (Japanese apricot), 1150 nucleotides long. The record is from RefSeq and is a predicted model, not a curated record. NCBI's taxonomy places the organism in Eukaryota, Viridiplantae, Streptophyta, Magnoliopsida, Rosales, Rosaceae.
CAAAAUAUCAAACACCUUGUGCUUGCAAGCACCACUCUUGCUUUGGCAUUAUUUGUUUUCAAGCAAAUUAAGCAGCCAAAACCCCACCACACUCAAAAACAAGAUGGUAAAGCUUCAGCAUCAGCCUCUUUUCUCACUCACACUUCUACUUAUUUUCCUCUCCCAUUGCACCAAAAUCUUAGCCCAAGCUCCUGCUGCAGCCCCUGCUGCUGCUCCUGCUGCUCCUGCUGCUCCUGCUGCCCCAGUUGCCCCAGCUGCUCCAAUUGCCCCAGAUGCCCCAAUUGCCCCAGCUUCCCCAUCAAUUACAGGGCCAGCAGUUCCAGCACCACCAGCUGAUGCCCCUGCACCUCCAGGCCCAACCAACAUCACCAAAAUCCUUGAAAAAGCAGGUGGCUUCAAUGUCUUCAUCCGCCUUUUAAAAAGCACCCAAAUUGACAGACAGCUCUACAGCCAACUCAACAACUCAAAUAGCCAACUCACCGUUUUAGCCCCAACUGACAGUGCCUUCUCAAGGCUCAGCACAGGCUCACUCAACUCUUUGGGCGAUGAGCAAAAAGUGCAGCUCUUACAAUUCCAUCUGAUCCCAGAUUUUCUCACAAUCCAAAACUUUCAAACUCUCAGCAAUCCAGUGAGAACCCAAGCUGGAACUGGAUUUGACUAUCCACUAAACAUUACCACAACAGGCAGUUCAGUCAAUAUUUCCACUGGCCUUGUGAACACCUCCAUUUCAGGCACUGUCUACUCUGAUAAUCAAAUUGCUAUUUACAAAGUUAACAGUGUGCUCCAGCCUUAUGGUGUUUUUGCUCCCAAGCAUCACCAACCGUCACCGGCUCCGGCACCUGCACAAGAGAAGCCUAAGGAGGAGUCUUCAUCAUCCGAUUCUGAUGACACUACUCCUGAUGUUGCUGAAGUGAAGUCUGGUGCUGUUCCUUGUCUGAUCCCCAAGAUUAAUGCCAUUCUCUCCAUUGGAGUUUCAGUGGUUGCUGCUGCAGCUAUAAGCUUUUUGUGACAGAAUGGUUGAUUACUUUGUGCCAAUGGACAUUAUGCGGACACGGUGGAAUUAUAUAUGCCAGUUUGUGAUCAUAAAUAUAAGAUACCAAAUACUGUGUAACUAAUGAAUUUCAUGGGGUUGUUAAUUUGUUUGUUCAUU